Messenger RNA from Ceratina calcarata, 2919 nucleotides. RefSeq names its product RB-associated KRAB zinc finger protein. The record is from RefSeq and is a predicted model, not a curated record. Gene Ontology annotation, molecular function: RNA polymerase II transcription regulatory region sequence-specific DNA binding; DNA-binding transcription factor activity, RNA polymerase II-specific. Gene Ontology annotation, biological process: regulation of transcription by RNA polymerase II. Gene Ontology annotation, cellular component: nucleus. Lineage: Eukaryota; Metazoa; Arthropoda; Insecta; Hymenoptera; Apidae. The transcript has 6 exons. Bases 252 to 1637 code for a protein of 461 amino acids.
UACAGUCACAUUGAGUGGUCACAUACAUGCUGAUCAAUGAACAGUAUACAAUAUUCCUCAUUGAUCGAUGCUUUUACGAUUACCAAUGAUUACUACUUUUUGUCAUUGUAUCGCAUUCUUGUUCCCUUUAUAAUCUGUUCAUUUUAAUUUAUGCACCUUUUGUAGUGCUUUUAUACGAGAACUUAAUCGUCUGUUGAUCAGUUUUUUAUGAAGAAUCAUAGUCGUUUACACGUGAUUUUGUUAUAAACAGAAUGUUGACUUGCGAAGCACACGGUUGUCGUUCGAACGAGAUUACGAAAAUCGAUGGAAGAGAUAUUUUAUUAUUUCCUUUUCCCGAGAAUACAGCGCAAAGAAGAGACUGGUUUAGCAACUGCCAAAUAAAUGAGAAUACCGAAAGCAAUAAGCCACUGUAUCUCUGCGAACUGCACUUCGAUAAAUCGAGCAUCACCGACUCCAAGGAGUUAGUUCCUAAUGCUGUUCCAGCUGUUCUUGGUAAAUCGAUUGAAGAUGAAAAGAAACGUAAAGCCAAAGAUGUGUCAGAAACCGAAUUAUCAAAAAUGGGGUUGAAACAAAAAAAAUUAGAUGACAGUUCAAGUACAGUGACUCCGAUAAUGGAAAACCCAUGUGACCCAUCGAUGGAAAAGAUAGAAAAGAAAAAUGAGAACGAUGGAACAGACAUACCUGUCAGUAACAAAGUACUGAAUAUACGUACUCGUAUCAAUCCUGAUUCGUGCCAAGGAACAAGACAGAAAGUGUAUCGUCUAACGAUACAAAUAGAUAAAAUAUAUGGGAAACCUUGCCCAAAAUCAAAAAAACUUAAGAUAAUACAACAGCUAUUGAAACAGUACCAACGAUCGUUCAAACUGACAAGUAACGAUGGGGUUCAGCCCGUACAGAAAGCUGGAAGCGCGGUGUGCGCGAAAGGAGGCUGCAAAUUGAAGAAGUCUACUUACGAUUCGAAGCCAGCGUUUCAAUGCGAGCACUGUGAUAAAUAUUAUGUAAUGAAAAACAAUGAGGAACAGACGAACAGCUGUCCGAUAUGCCACAAGUCUUUCGUGUCGCCGCAGUCCCUAUACCUUCAUACCAAAACCCACUUUGUAUGCGAUAUAUGCCACGCGGAAUGUUCGCAAGCGAGUUACCAAAAGCACGUCGGAUUACACGUUAGCACGGAUCCAUUGCGUCCGUACAAAUGCCAUCAGUGCAUGGAAACGUUUGAACUGAAGGAAGACGUGAAACAGCAUUAUUCGGUAGCUCACCCGGCCGUUAAAUUGCAGAACACCGUUUUCCAAAUGUCUGCGGUACCUUUGACACAACAAGCUUCUCCGCAACGAGAUCAUCGUUGCGUCGAUUGCAAUAUCACGUUCAGGAACGAACAAGCUUACAGGAACCAUGUGAGCUCUCAUCAGAAAAAAGAGGGCUUGAGGCGUAGCAUCGGCGAUGGCAGCAGCAACAUAUUUCCAGUAGUGCCGAAUCCGAUUACUGCCAGUCAAAUAGGAAUUUUGCGGGCUGUGAAGUUCAGCUGUAGAGUUUGUUCAAUGGAAUUCGAUAACGUGGCCGAGGUUGACAGACAUACGAGAACGCAUCUAGAGGAGGACAGCGAUGAGGAUCGCAAGUGUAAUACAUUAUCCGUGACGUGAAUGUAUAUUCUUCACAACGCGAACGGAGGAGUGGAUCGAGGAUCAAACGACGUUCGAGUGAGAGGAGAAAGAGGAGCGAAGUUUGUCAUCAAGCAGGGACAAAGCUGGAUUCUAUGGAUCUUAACGACAAGUGCACGGAGCACGAGUAUGGACGAUGGGGCGAAGUUUCCUCAGAACCAGCGGAAAAAUUGGCCGAAGAACGAAGAUAAUAGCGAGCGGGUUUCUUUGACGUCGACUCUUCGCGUUCCGACGCUGAAUGAAUCUCAUUUUCCCGAAAGGGACCGUCGAUGGUAGAGGGGGUAAAAGGGAGGAGAAAAACGAGGGCAGACCGACGUUGAAAGGGAGCCGACGGAACAAUUGUCACGAUGUUCAUGGUCGCGCUGUCAACGGGGACACCACUUCAAACGUAGCCGGCGCUCAAUGUGUUUAUUUGGUAUGGCCAACGUCAAAUUUACUCGUCGAGAAAGGAGAGACACUCGUACUCCGGUGAACACCUUGCGUGCGCCCCUGUUUUCUCGCGUCCCGAACAAAAUCGGAUCGUUUCGCCGCGCUCGAUCAUCGGCACUUGGGCGUGGCUCGUGUUUCCCUAUUGUCGAUCUCUGACUCUUCUCGAAGUGUCAAGUACUUUCCUGGUUCCUGGUAACGUACCUCGCUCGUUGAAACGUCCGGUCACCGUCUUUAUUAAACGUGGAGAGAGUCGCGUUUUGAACAUAUACUUUCGUAUUUCUUAGGUGCUUCAGAAAUACGUAUCAUUACGCAGGUUCUUUUUACACGAACAUGAACAUUGUUCAUGAAAAAGAAAAUUGUUCAAGUGUAUGUAAUCAUGAAAAGCGACGUGUUCCAAUUUGUUUGGAAAGUGCUGAUCUACGUGCGUGUAUUUAGUAACGGCCUGUCAGGGUCGGUAGCAAAGAGCGGAGCGACGCCCGUCCAGGUAUCGCUGACAAAGGAAACGACUCUAUUAAUUCGCUAUGGUUUUUCAUAGUCGCUAAACGGCUGCUCCUGCGCUGAUGUAUUUCUCUUCGAGGGUGCCGUGAAAAUUAAGGACGACGGAAGGCCGUCGCACGACGAAUCGCCUGAUCUCCCGUGACCGGCCAAAGCGUCUUGUAUUACGUGAGAGGUACCAAAUACAAUUUAAUCUAACAUAUAUAUAAUCAUAUAUAUAAUACAUUUCGAAUGUUAAGAGCAGGAGAGUCAGUGUUUUACAAACGAAACGAAAUCCGUUAAGGAUCUAGCUUUUAUUUGAUCAAUGUUGAUAAUAACAUUUUUAUUGUUAAUAAAUCGA